Cajanus cajan (pigeon pea) is the source of this 866-nucleotide messenger RNA. RefSeq lists its product as uncharacterized. Lineage: Eukaryota; Viridiplantae; Streptophyta; Magnoliopsida; Fabales; Fabaceae. The record is from RefSeq and is a predicted model, not a curated record.
GGGUCUACAAGGGGUCAUUCCACUCGCACGGCCAUCACACCUCUAUCCCCCACACCUCUGUUGCUGCCCCAGCUGCCCAUGCUUCGGGCAGCCGACCGAUACAACCAUUGCCGGCCGGAGCACAUCGGCAUCCCUUUACCCCGAGUGUUAUGCAGACAACACUCCUUGACCAUUGGAAGUCAUUGCCACUCGAUAAGUAUGAUGGUUCCACCGACCCCGACGAGCAUGUCGACAUCUUUUUGACUCAGGUCACCCUCAACACUACUGACGAUGCUGCCUUAUGCCGAAUCUUCGCAACUUCGUUGAAGGGUCGGGCAUUGAGCUGGUUCACACGACUUCCGGCCAACUCAGUCGACUCCUUCAAUACAUUGGCAUCUCAAUUCACCAUUCAAUUUGCCACCAGCAAACCUCAUCAGCUGACCUCGCUCUCAUUGGUAAGCAUAAGACAAGAAAAGAAGGAAUCCCUUCGGACCUUCAUGAGCCGAUUCAAUAAAGCGGCUUUGGAGAUUCGAGACCUCAACCCUGUUGUAGCUUUGCACCACCUUACCACCGCCUUGAAACUGGGACCUUUCGCCAACAGCAUCUGUAAGAAACCCCUAACUGAUAUGGAUGAUUUGCGUCGGCACGCCGACAAAUACAUGCAAAUGGAGGAAUUAGCUGAGUUCCGUAAUCAAGCAAGGGCAGAGAUAGCCACCAAAGCCGAUAAGCCAGUCGAGAGCAACUAUCGGAGCCAUCCCAAAGAAACUGCUUCCCGCGAAAAACCCACACGAGGACCAAGGUAUUCUCAUUACACCCUAUUGAACGCCAGCCGAUCUUCUGUCCUAGAUCAGGCACUCGCUUCAGAGGUCUUGGCAGUGCCAAAAUGA